Messenger RNA from Anolis sagrei ordinatus, 358 nucleotides. RefSeq names its product ribosomal protein S28 (gene RPS28). Gene Ontology annotation, cellular component: ribosome; cytosolic small ribosomal subunit. Lineage: Eukaryota; Metazoa; Chordata; Lepidosauria; Squamata; Anolidae. The record is from RefSeq and is a predicted model, not a curated record. Gene Ontology annotation, biological process: maturation of SSU-rRNA; translation; ribosomal small subunit assembly. Gene Ontology annotation, molecular function: structural constituent of ribosome.
UGAGGCCACGUGAUUCUUUCGGCCUUCGCCUACCUGCCGCCAUGGACACGAGCCGCGUGCAGCCUAUCAAGCUGGCCCGCGUCACCAAAGUACUAGGCCGCACCGGGUCCCAAGGCCAAUGCACACAGGUCCGUGUGGAGUUCAUGGACGACACCAGCCGCUCCAUCAUCCGCAACGUCAAAGGCCCCGUCCGCGAAGGAGACGUCCUCACCCUCCUGGAGUCCGAGCGAGAGGCCCGGAGGCUGCGCUGAAAGAUGGGUUGAGAGCUUCUCCUGCUGGACCUGCCCCUCAAGACCUAAUUUGGAGAAAGAUGAAAAUGACCUUGGACUGAAAUAAACUUGGGUUUACCUCCCUUUCA